Messenger RNA from Durusdinium trenchii, 1434 nucleotides. The record is from the annotation of a GenBank genome assembly. Lineage: Eukaryota; Dinophyceae; Suessiales; Symbiodiniaceae.
AUGGCCCGCUCCCGGAGCCCUUCACGCCCUUCAGCACGUUCGGCGCAGCCCUCGGUGGCCUUCGUCACCUUGGCCUCGGCGGAGUAUGGACCGGGCGCGUUGGUGUUGACCGCAGGUCUUCGGCGUCGCUUGCCGCUGGAUGUGGAGGUUAUUGCCUUUAGCGAGGCCGAGCUCUCGCUGGUGCCAGGGGUGACCUUGAGAGCCUUAUCGGAACUGCCAGAUGUACCUGUACCUGCUGGCGUGGGGGAGCCUUUGAUGGCGAAUUUCAGCUUUUGCUGGAGGAAGCUUGGCCUGUGGGCACUGACGGAAUAUGACAUCAUUGUCUACAUGGAUUCGGACAUUUUGAUUUUGAAUGAGGUAGAGUCUUUGCUUGAGUUUGUUCCUUCACGAGGGAUGUUGGCCGCAGUGCCUGCUUGCGAAUGUUGGAGAAGUGAAUCAUGCAAUUACACAGCCCAAGAAGCUGGUGGCGGUGACUUCUACUUCAAUGCUGGGGUGCUCGUUUUUCGCCCUAGUGCAUCGAUUUUCUCGGAGAUGAUAGCUUGGCUCAAGGAUCACCACCAACAUGGAGCUGUGUCUGAGGUCUUGCCGCCCAUGCCCUUUGCUGAGCAGGAUUUUUUGAAUCAAUUUUUUCCGGAAGAAGGUGCGCAGGUUCAUGAAGAACUUCCACUCUUCUUGGUGCGAGACUACAUCAGCCGAGAGGUGGAAGGAUCGUUGGUGUCUCUGAUCUAUGGGGACUUCCUCAAAGAUCGCUGGAUCCAGCUGAGGAAUCGUGCUCUGCUGUGCUUAGGAGGUGUUCCCCAUCCGGAGGGUGCCAUUUGUGAGGACUUGCCCGUGGAAAUCGCCGAGCUUGGACGUGGGCUAGUUGAUGCUGGUGGGAUGUCUAGCGUUCCAGACCAGUGCCUAAUCAAUCAAUACCUUCCUGGACAGGGCAUUGACGCUCACAGUGAUGGCCCGAGAUUCGAAUCAGAAGUGGCCAUUCUCACUUUGGAAGGCCCUGCCCUCAUGUAUUUCGGCCUAGUGGAAAAGAAGAUCUAUCCAUCUCUCCCCCCACGCUUGGAGCUGCUCUUGGAACCCCGUUCCUUGCUGGUCCUCAAGCGUGAAGCUUAUGAGCUCUAUGUCCACCGGAUCGAUCAUGUCACGGUGGAUGUGACUCAAACGGGCCACUCGUUUCGGGUUACGAAAGGCUUUUGGUCUUGUCUUUUCGCACGCGAGCCUGGCAGCUGCGCCUUCGUGGGCGGGGCGUUCGCCUGCCUUGGCUCCUUCGCGGGCGGCUUGGUGAAAAAAAUCCCCCGCGCUCCUCGUCGCACCUCUUUGACCCUGCGGCGCUUAAAGCACGUCCAGCUGAGGAGUGAGGAGGUGAAGGACGAAGUAGCACGUAGCGCCAAGAUGGAACAAUGGAGAUGGUGGAACUCACAGAUUAGUGAGAUUGACUAG